AUGGCGGCAGCUGCGGUGCUAACAGCACCCACGCAGUUCAAAGCGGCUCGAGCCGUGGUGGCGGUAAUGGAGGCGUACCGCGACGCGCGCGUGCAGUUCGUCAUGAAAGUCGGCGAACUCGCCGUCUCGCCUCAGAACGCGGAGGCGCUGCUGUCGCUCGGCGCGCUGCAGCUGCUGCUGCCGCUCGCGCAGGACAGCAUGGCGUCCGUGCGAUCCGCUGCGACGCUUUCGUUGGGUCGCCUGGCGAAUGUGUCGCACGCGUGGUCGCACCACCUCGUGCAGCGCAACGUGCUGCCGUCGCUCUGCAAGGCGCUCACCGGCACCAAUCGUCACCACAAGCGCGCAGCAGCAUAUCUAGUCAAAGCCGUGUCACGCCACGCUGGCGCUGAGCUGGCAGAGGCGGGUGUGCUGCCGUUGCUGACGGAGUGCCUUUUGGAUGCCAUGCUGGCAGUGCGCGAGACUGCUGCGUGCGCAUUGGGCCACGUGGUGAAGCACAGCGGUGACCUGGCAAUGAGAGUGGUUGAGACCGGUGCAGUGCGGUUGCUGGUGACAUGCCUUCAGGACGAGGCUGUAGCGCGGAUAGCCCUCUCAGUGCUGAGUGACGUGGCACGCCACUCGCUGCUGCAUGCUACAGCCGUGGCUGCUGCCCAGGACGAGGCUGUAGCGCGGAUAGCCCUCUCAGUGCUGAGUGACGUGGCACGGCACUCGCUGCUGCAUGCUACAGCCGUGGCAGAUGCGGGCGGCAUUACCGCCGCCGUCUCUCUGUCUGCGUCUGCCUCUCUACCAUCGCCAGGCACUCUGACAAGUGUUGGACCAACCCGGAGCAUCUCGCUUGCUGCUCUGCCUGCACGACUCCUCCCCUGCGGGCGUCAGCAGCAGCUUGGAGUGAGGGAGGUGGCGAGGCAGAGGCUUGUAUGCUCAUUCCAAACCCUAUCUACCCACCCACCUCCCCACUCUCCCCUGCCUCUUUUCCCCCUCCCCCUCUCCCCUUCCCCCCCUCCGUUUCCUACUCUCUCUCCCCCCGCAGCAAGUGCUGGACCAACCCGGAGCAUCUCGCCUGCUGCUCUGCCUGCACGACUCGUCCCCCUCCCUGCGCGCAUCAGCAGCAGCGGCGUGGUGGUGGCGCUCGGCUUCCUCGCAGCUUCCUCCCUCGAUGCAGCGCUGGCAGUGGCGAUGCAGCGCUACCAUGUGAUGCAGCGCUGGCAGGGGGGCCUGCGCGUGGGCACUCUCACGUGGGUAAGGAUGUCUGGGGAUGGGUGGGGAUGGGUGGGGAUGGGUAGGGAUGGGUGGGGAUGGGUAGGCAUGGGUAGGGAUGGGUGGAUGGGUGGGGAUGGGCGGGGAUGGGUGGGGACGGGUGGGAAUGGACUUCAUGGGAUCCGAGAGACCAUUUUAUCUUUCUGCAAGCCACUCACGUCUUGGGAUGCAACCUCUUUGCCCAUUCCCUCCUCUUCCCAUCCGCCCCCCCCAUUCCCCGUGUUCCCUGUCCCUUCUCUCUCUGAGACCGCAGCAAGUGAUGGACGAGGGAUGUCCGGGUAUGGGUGGGGAUGGGUAUGGAUGGGUGGGAUGGGUGGGGAUGGGUAUGGAUGGGUGGGAUGGGUGGGGAUGGGUAGGAAUGGGUGGGAUGGGUGGGGAUGGGUAGGAAUGGGUGGGGAUGGGUGGGGAUGGGUGGGGAUGGGUGGGAAUGGCAGUUCCCAUUGCGACCACAAGCGCGCAGCAGCAUAUCUAGUCAAGGCCGUGUCACGCCACGCUGGCACUGAGCUGGCAGAGGCGGGCGUGCUGCCGUUGCUGACGGAGUGCCUUCUGGCUGCCAUGCUGGCGGUGCGCGAGACUGCUGCGUGCGCAAUGGGCCACCAGGACGAGGCUGUAGCGCGGAUAGCCCUCUCAGUGCUGAGUGGCCGUCUCAGGAAACCACCUAGCGUGGCACGCCCACUCGCCGCUGCAUGCUACAGCUCACUCUUAUCACCUGCAGUCCCCUGCAGCACCAUGCUUGCUCCUUCCCUCCAUUUCACCCUGCAGAUGCUCUCCCUUCACUCUUCCGCAGCAGCCAGGACAGCAGCAGGGGCUGCAGCGAUUUCGCAAGCCGGAGGUCUUAUCGCCCAGUCGUCGCAGCAUUGCGCCGAUCUUAGCCAUUGCUUCGCUACUGUCGCUUCGCCUCAUCGCAACCAGCAAGAUCCAUCAGCAGAAGCGGAAAUCGCUGGCUCGAACGAUCAGGAAGCCGAUUCGCUGGUCCUGUCUGGCGCAGGUGACGACGGAAGCCGAUCGGGCGCAGGACGACCCGCGGGUUCAUCAGAUGGACGCUCAGACGGGGACGAUGGUUUUCGUGUUAGAUCGGAGCCGUGGAUCUUCAACCUGACCGAACUUCCUCCUGAUUCGACGGCCGCGCGUUUGUCAGAGGAGAGCAAGGAGAACAUGUGGCUGUUGCAUCAGAAGGAUCCGGGUCAUUGGAGCGUCGCACGGCUGGCUCGCGAGUAUCGCGUGCGACAGCAGCGAGUGCAUGCGAUCCUGUGGCUCAAGGAUCUGGAGAAGAAGAUGGAGGAGGAGCAAGGCAAGCCUCUUGAUGACUCCAUCGCAAAGGAGUUUGAGAAGCAGCAUGGUUCCUACGACAAGGCAGUGGGAGAGCGGCAUGUGAAGAUCUACCCGAGUGAAGCCGUCGACUCGCUUCCGGAGGGGCCGGAGAGGGUAAAGCUGCUGCUACAGGAGUCUGAGAAGGAGGAGAUGUGGAAACUGGACGAGUUUGUCAAGAGAAUGGAGUUCAACAAGAAACAGUCCGUGGAUGCGACUGACCAGGCGGCUAUCAAGGCAGCGAUAACAUCAAUAGAUGAGGAGUGCCCUAUUGAUAUCUUACAGUGCAAUGCCGGCAUUGUGAGGACCGGACUUGUGGAAGACUUAUCGGCUGACGACGUGCAGUCACAGGUUCACACCAACUUCCUGGGGAGUGUCUACCCAGUGCAGGCUGUACUCCCAAGCAUGAAGGCUCGGGUCGAGGCUGGGGAGAAGCCUGGAGCUAUUGUCUUCACGUGCUCUCUAGCAGCCCUGGUGAGCCUUCCUGAUAAUCUUAUUCAUCCAUAA
Molecule: messenger RNA, 3069 nt
Organism: Closterium sp. Naga37s-1
Lineage: Eukaryota; Viridiplantae; Streptophyta; Zygnematophyceae; Desmidiales; Closteriaceae
Source: the annotation of a GenBank genome assembly